UUUCACCACUUUCGUCAUCCUCUUUCUAUCCUAAUCUUUCCUUCCAAAACUCCAUUGGAAGAUAACAGAUAAAGCUUUCGUUUUUUCGUCUGCAAUUCACCCCGAUACUUUCUUGUAUUCUUUUGGUACAAGCAAGCCCACCACCCACCCGCUCAUCCUUACGUCUAACCCACAAUCACGCCCACAAAUUCAUCAUCGCUUCUCAAUUAACACAAUUUUAAUCAUUAUUGUUAUCCGCAGCUGCUACGAACCAGUUUUUGAUACAUACAGGUUUUGCUCAUACUGCGGAGAUUUGGAAUUUCCUUUUUGUGUUAAUUUUCGCUAUGUUCUGUUAGGAACAAAUGGAAAAGGGAAUGGAAGGGUGCUAUGUAUGAUGUCGUUGCAUAUACGGUAGGGUGAUUUGAUAGGGGAUAAUGGCAUUAGUAACCCACCAGGUUCAGGGUUCAUAUGCUCCUCCAAGACCCUUAUCUUUGAAGAGAGGGAUUGAACCAAAGAAAUUUUUAGCAGCAUUUCCAAUUGUUAGGAGAGCAGAUAUUAUUUUAUUGAAGCAUAGAUCUUAUCUAUGUGUAAAGGCGCCUCUAUCAAAGAGGAAAUCACUAAAAAUAUCAUCCUUUAAAGGUAACGUCCAGAACGAUGAAUCAGGUGGCAGAGAAAAUGGGUCGAAAUCCAUUAAGAAUCCCGUCAAACUUUCCUAUGUUCCCCAGGAUCGCAAAGAAACCUUGGCUGAAUCACCAAAGGUGAAGAACAAUCAUGCUACUCCUACCUCUAAUGUCGAUGAGACAACGGCAGGGUCUCUAGCCAUACAAUAUCUAUUUAAAAGUUGGUUGACGUUAUUACGCACGCCACCACCACCACCACCACCAUCGAGUCAAGUACCCAAUGAUGGUCCAUUGGAAGAGCCAUCUUUGAACGAAAAAGUGGAAACGGACCACAAGAUACAAAACAGUGGAAGAGGUGUGAUUUUGAAGGCGUUUUCGGGCAGCUUAAUGGGUCUGGAUGCAGCGAUAAAGAUACCUGCAAUGAUCUUUAUACCCAUGUAUCUAGCAGUGAAUAUGAAGUAUGGACCGGAAGUCGCCAAGGAACUGACUCCUUUGUGGAUAUGCGGACCGCUGCUGGUUGCACUUUAUAUCAAAAUCGUUCAAGGGCUAUGCUUACUUUACAUUUAUAGCUUCAAGCAGUCGGUCAAAGUGGUAAACAACUUCCCUGUUUAUUAUGAUUUCGUUGUUAGCGGAAAGCUUGAAGAAACUAUAAACGCUCGUUUAUGGAAACCUGUGGCCGAUUUUAGGAACUUAGGCUUUAAAGGGAUAUGGAAACACGUUCAAGAAUGGAUCGUCGACAAGUAUUUGGACUACAUCGAGUCGAUAUGGCCGAGAUAUUGCAAAUUGCUGAGGUUUCUGAAGAGGGCCAAUUUUAUCUAGGAUUUUGGAAGAACCAAUUUCCUUUUAAUCCUCUUUUUCAUUCAUGUAAUGUGUUCCAAUAGGGCAGCUUUGAGGCAAAAGUGGUAGGAAAACCCCAGAUUUUGAAUUGGAGUUCAUAUCAUUCUUGAGGAUUACAAGCAAAAAAACAGGUUGGAUUUUGUAUCUUUAAAUACAUUGUAUUUGAGUUCUUAUUCUCAGUUCUUGAGAUUAACCAUUUUUUACACAAA
Molecule: messenger RNA, 1645 nt
Organism: Cynara cardunculus var. scolymus (artichoke)
Lineage: Eukaryota; Viridiplantae; Streptophyta; Magnoliopsida; Asterales; Asteraceae
Exons: 6
Coding region: 414-1418 (334 amino acids)
Source: RefSeq, a predicted model, not a curated record